GGGCUGUUUGCUGACACCAUCAGUGCCCUUAAAGACCUGCUCAAGAGUCUCCUGCAGAGGAACCUGACCCCCCACGGGCUGCAGGACAUGUUUGCGCAUUUAGGCCCCUGGAUCAAGUCGAGCAAGGAACACGAGCGGCAGCGAGCUGUGGAGGUCAGCGCUGCUUUGCUGGACUUCUACCUGAGCAAGCUCAACGUCAGCACCGUCAUCCCCUUCUACAACCUCGGUGUCCUGAUCGCCCUCUUCUCGCCGCGCUGCUCCGACUCGCUGGCCAGCGUCCGCCAGCACGCCGUCGACUGCGUCUACUGCCUGCUCUACAUCCAGCUCUGCUACGAAGGUUUUGCCCGGGAUCACAGAGACGAGAUGGUGGAGGGGCUGAAAGCUCUGAAGAAAGGUCUGGAGGAGCCCGAUUUCACCGUUCUCUUCCAUACCUGCAACAACAUUGCCAUGGUGAUCGGGAAGCGCGUCCCGCCGGACCAGCUGAUGAGCCUCCUGCUCGCCAUGUUCGAGGGGCUGGCGGACCCCGAUAAGAACUGCUCCCGAGCAGCCACCGUCAUGAUCAACUCCCUUCUCAAGGAGCGUGGAGCAGUCUUGCAGGAGAAGGUGCCCGACAUCAUGAGCAUCAUCCACAGCAAACUGGAGGAGGUGGACGAGGAGCACAUCCGCAAGGCAGCCCAGCAGACGGUUUACGUCCUUGCCUCCCAGCACAAGAGUGUGGUGGUGUCCAGCCUCCUGAGCAGCUCGCUGCCCUUCGACAGGUCCUGCCCCGCUUCGUCGCAGCAGCCCGGGCUUUGCCUGAGCUCCGGAGCAGCUUUCGCUUAA
Molecule: messenger RNA, 822 nt
Organism: Apaloderma vittatum (bar-tailed trogon)
Lineage: Eukaryota; Metazoa; Chordata; Aves; Trogoniformes; Trogonidae
Product: maestro heat-like repeat-containing protein family member 1
Exons: 6
Cellular component (GO): cytoplasm
Source: RefSeq, a predicted model, not a curated record